UUGGUGAGCGUUCCUGGAGUUGAAGCGCAGUUGAUAGUUCCAUGCAAGACAUCACCAGCUGAAUGUAAAUCGAUGCGAUGUUCGAACGGAAGCGCGCAGUGUGUGAACAGGCAAUGCCAAUGUGCGAGCGUCAAACGGGUUUACCCGAUGACAACAAAUACUCCUGUGUCAUGCAAGACAAUCUUUGAUUGUGCUGCUUCUCAUCAAUGCCCAGACAAUGUAUAUGCUUGCAUUGAAGGAAAAUGUAUUUGUUUGCCUUUAUUUUAAUUUUGUAACUUAAUUUGUCAUAAGCUAAAUUCAUUAAUAAUUAAUAAAUAUAAGAGUAAUAAACAAGUUCUUAAUCGGUCAAAUCAAAUCAAGCGUAAUACAAAAUUUUCAUAUUCUAAUUUUGGUAGAGUAAAGAUUAAGUCAAUAGAUUUAAUCAAAUUUCUAUUCACAUUUAAAACUUCGCCAGUACAAUAAUUAUGGCCUGUAGUUGAUGUUUAACUAUCUAUAAUAACUUUAAUCAUAUGUUCAAAGGUGCCUAUGAUUUAUUUCUAUUCAUAAGUAAACACAAACAAAAUACUGCCCAUGAUUAGUCUAGACCCUUCCAUAGACUGAUACCCAGAUUAAUCAAAAAAUAAACACAAACAAAACCUUGCCAGAAAAUGUUAUAAAAUGUUAUUAGAUGUGUGUUAAUCUACGGGUUUCAUAAGCAACCUCAGAGCAUAAAUUAGAAUAUCCUUACCCAACUUUCGGCAAUAGAUGCAAUCAAAACAAGCGUGCUAUCUAGCAAAUGGAGAUACCCAUCGUCAACCCUCACUGAUAUUUUGUUUCAUGAGAAAUUGAGGGUUCCUUCAUCAAAUCUCUCUGCAGACUGUCUCUUUAUCACAAGGAGUAACUUGUUAGAAAUAAUCUAAUUAGAUAAUUAAUUUUGUAAACUGUGAUAACGACCCUUAGUGGAAGCAUAACUCUAUAAAAAUAAAAUCAUAUCUUACAGAGUAAAUCUAUCUUUUUAAUAUGAUUCAGAAAUGGAUCCAACUAUUUUUACCAUAUAAUUUCAUAGAAGGGAAUAAUAGAUGAACUACCUUUCAAAACGAAUGAU
This is a messenger RNA of Brassica napus (rape), 1084 nucleotides long. Its product is annotated as putative defensin-like protein 298. Lineage: Eukaryota; Viridiplantae; Streptophyta; Magnoliopsida; Brassicales; Brassicaceae. The transcript has a single exon. The record is from RefSeq and is a predicted model, not a curated record. The annotation marks the transcript as partial.